GAGCCGCAGUGACGUUAGAGUGUCUCGUCUUGUCAGUGGAGUCAACAUGGCGGCGGUGGAUGUCAUUGUGGACAAUUUGGUGACUCUCUGGAGGAUCCCGUCCAUCAGACAGAACUUCCACUGGAUCUUUUUACUCAUCUCGGUCGUGGGAUCGAUUCUGAAAGAGCUGGAGCUCGUCCCGCAGACGUAUUUCAGCAGCACCAGAAACGCCCUGAAUGUGUAUUUUGUCAAAGUCUCUUGGGGAUGGACGCUGCUGCUGCUGACUCCUUUCCUCCUCCUCUCCAACUCUUCCUUCAACCUGACCGUUCCUUCCCAAUGCCGUCGGCUGCUGUCUCUAGCCGUGGCAACAGCUGUCUGGUACAUCUUCACCGAGACCUUCUUCUACAUCGAAGACGCCACCGGCUCCUGUUAUGAAACCGACACCGUGGAUUUCGUCAAUAAAGAGUUCAUGUCCAAAGCCAGCUGCAGACGGGCCGGCUUCCGCUGGGACGGCUACGACAUAUCGGGACACUCCUUCAUCCUCGCCUACUCUGCUCUCUUCAUCGUGGAGGAAACGGCGCCGAUGGCCUCCCUGAGGACAGCCAAGCUCUCCGCACUUAACAGGAUGGUCCUCAACCUGCUGUACGUGGCCUUGAAUCUGAUAGUGAUCGUCUGGGUGUGGAUGUUCGCCUGCACGUCUGUUUACUUCCAUGACCCGUCCCACAAGUUGCUAGGCACCAUAUGUGGCCUGAUAGGAUGGUAUCUGACAUAUCGUGUUUGGUAUCUGAAGCCUUUGUCCCCAGGCCUCCCCCCUCACCGCCAACGAAAAGAACGGAAACAGCACGCCUAAGCUGCUGCUGAUUUUCCUGUGCAACAUCUAAACUAAUAUUGCAGCCAUCCUCCAAACAACACACUACAGUUGAUGUUAUCUGUCUCCAGGUCCAAUCCGGCCAUUCCAUUUUAAGCUAUUUUUAAGUUAUUCCCUCCUCGCACAGAAAGGUCGUUUCGUACAGGAUGGAGUUUGGCAGCUGCUGUUCCCAAAAUGACUCUUGGUAAUUUGAGAUAAGAGCGAGAAGCUGCUCUGCUGCUUCACCAGCGCUUGUCCCCCAGUUUGUUGCCUUAAUAAUGUUUUACUCGUGGAUGAGUAUUUGCAGUUUGAUGUGGGAACACUUGAGAAUGUUUACAUCUCCAAUUGUAUAGCAAAUGUAUUUUAUGUAAAGAACAUAUACAUUGUUGUGACUGGAAGCUACCUUCAGAACAAAUUCAAAUCAGAAACUGUAACUGCAGUGUGCCUAAAUUAUUUACCGACUUAAACAAGCUGCUUACUACUGUUUUGUUUGGAGUCGACAUCGGUGUGUGUCAACAAUAUUUGCAGAGAUGCUCAGAGAAUGUAAAGCUUGAAUAGAAUAUAUAGAGAUGUGUCAUACAUAGACUACAGUUGUAGGAAAAUGAUUACUAGUAUGCUUUGAAGGUUAAGGCUGGAAAUAUCUAGAUUAUGUUUCAUUUUCAUUUCUUACAAAAACGUCCAAUGCAUUUCGUUCAUGUCCAAGUUCACAUCUUCAAAUCUGUGUCCAAUAGACAAAGACAUUCAAUCACAAAAGACAAAUGAAAUCCUCACAUUUUAAACCUGGAACCAGAGAGUUUUUGGCUUUUCAGCUUGAAAAAUAAUCAUCAAAACAGUUGCAGAUUCAUUUUCUGUUGACGGACUUACUAUUUUUGCAGUUGUAAUCCUAUCUAUUGUUAACAACAGCAUGAAAAGACCAAAAUACUGACUAACAAGUAUUGCAAAAGUAUGAUAUACUUACUUCUUUGUGCCAUUUAGCUUCAUGGUUGUCCAUUAAUACACCAUUGAAAAUGGGUAAUGCUUUUUUUGUGCCACAUUCAUUGUCCUGUUGCCAUAAAUACUCACUUGAUUACCAAAUGUCUGUUUUUCUAGGUCUGAAAGUAGUCCCCAUCACAUGCAUUACUAACUCUCUGCAGUAUCAAGCUGCCAGGAAAUUACCAAUAUGUUUUUAAAGGUUUAUGUACAGAUAAGAAAAACAAAUCUGAGUGCAAAAGAAAUAUAAAGUUUUCAAAUAUUGGAGUCUGGUUUUGGUCUUUUCAUGUGAUUUGUUGACAAAAGUACUCCAGCCUUUUCCUGUUAGGAUGAAUUAGGGACUCUUAGGCAGAUGUAAACCGUUGCAGUAUUUUCUAGAUUGUCAAAGACCACGGUCAAAAGCAAGUAACUGUUUUUGCAUCGAUGUGUGUGUAUUCGUAACGUGUUGAACACACAGUAACGAGCUCUGCAGCGCCGGGAACACGGUGUGUUUUUUGAUGAAAUAAAAACCAUGAUUUGUGUGUA
This is a messenger RNA of Eleginops maclovinus (Patagonian blennie), 2320 nucleotides long. RefSeq names its product fat storage inducing transmembrane protein 2 (gene fitm2). Lineage: Eukaryota; Metazoa; Chordata; Actinopteri; Perciformes; Eleginopidae. The record is from RefSeq and is a predicted model, not a curated record. The transcript has 2 exons. Gene Ontology annotation, biological process: lipid droplet organization; lipid storage; phospholipid biosynthetic process. The coding region runs from base 47 to 829 and encodes 260 amino acids. Gene Ontology annotation, cellular component: endoplasmic reticulum membrane. Gene Ontology annotation, molecular function: coenzyme A diphosphatase activity.